Messenger RNA from Exophiala aquamarina CBS 119918, 2343 nucleotides. Its product is annotated as IQ domain-containing protein containing GTPase activating protein. Gene Ontology annotation, molecular function: GTPase activator activity; protein binding. Gene Ontology annotation, cellular component: cell cortex. Gene Ontology annotation, biological process: regulation of GTPase activity; regulation of actin cytoskeleton organization. NCBI's taxonomy places the organism in Eukaryota, Fungi, Ascomycota, Eurotiomycetes, Chaetothyriales, Herpotrichiellaceae. Bases 1 to 2343 code for a protein of 780 amino acids. The record is from RefSeq and is a predicted model, not a curated record. The transcript has 3 exons.
AUGUCGGUCGCAACAAUGCUGCAACCUUCCUCUCGAGCCUCGACCUCGACCAAUUCCUCCUUUGAGCCCGUCAGCCGCCAGAACACUUAUUCCAGUCAUGAUGGCGCUCGAUCCCUCCGACAGAGCAAGCGUGUCAGUAUGACUGCCUUGUAUGUGAGCAUGAGUGCCAAGGAUAAGGACCUGGAAAUCAGCGACGAGUUGGCAAGAGCACAACGCACAUUAAGAGAUCUUAAAGGAAAGAUCUCCAAUCAAUCCAAAAAGAAUUUUGUCUUGGAAAAGGACGUCAGAUAUCUCGAUUCCCGCAUUGCGCUUCUGAUCCAGAACAGAAUGGCGCUGGAAGAGCAAAACGAAGUGGCCAGUCACCUCGAUGAGGCUGCCGAGCUGCAGGAAGGAUCCUUCCCUAACGAUGAGAAAACACAAAAAUAUGGCAAUCUGCUUUUCAUGCUUCAAUCAGAGCCCAGGCACAUCGCUCACCUUUGCCGCCUGGUCACUAUGGCGGAAAUCGAUUCACUCUUACAAACUGUCAUGUUCACAAUUUAUGGAAACCAGUACGAGAGCCGAGAAGAGCAUCUCCUCCUGACUAUGUUUCAAUCAGUUCUCACCCAUCAGUUCGAGACAACGCCAGAGUAUUCGUCUCUGUUAAGACAAAACACCCCGGUCUCAAGGAUGAUGACUACCUAUACAAGGAGAGGCCCGGGCCAGAGCUUUCUCAAAGAAGUUCUCGCUGAAAAAAUUAAUUCGCUGACUGAACUGAGCGAUGUCGACCUUGAAAUCAACCCUCUCAAAGUAUACGAGGCAAUGGUCAAGCAAAUCGAAGACGAUGCGGGAGUCUUACCUGAUGACUUGCCAAGGUCUGUCACAGCUGAGUUCGCAGCAGAGAACAUCCAAGUUCAAGCCAUCAUUGCUCCGCGCCUGAGAAUGCUGACCGAGAUCGCGGAGGGAUUUCUCUCCGCCAUCAUCGAGUGUCUAGAAGAUACACCUUACGGCAUUCGAUGGAUAUGCAAACAAAUCCGAAACCUUUCACGCCGAAAAUACCCUGAUGCCCAGGAUCAAUCCAUCUGUACUCUGAUAGGUGGUUUCUUCUUCUUGCGAUUCAUCAACCCAGCCAUAGUCACACCAAAAUCUUACAUGCUUAUCGAAAGGGUGCCUGAGGACAAGCCAAAGCGGACCCUGACAUACAUCGCUAAAAUGCUCCAAAACUUAGCAAACAAACCAUCUUAUGCAAAGGAGCCAUACAUGGCCAAGCUCCAACCUUUCAUUCAGCGGAACAAGGAUCGAUGCAACAAGUUCAUGCUUGACCUGUGCGAAGUGCAGGAUUUCUACGAGAGCUUAGAAAUGGACAACUACGUAGCUCUGUCUAAGCGUGAUCUUGAGCUUCAAAUAAGCUUGAACGAGGUCUAUGCGACACAUGCUCUCCUGGAAAAGCACACUACCGAGCUAGCCAAGGAUCCUUCCUCUCACUUAGGCAUCUUGCUGCAGGAGCUUGGACCUGCACCACCACAAGUGCCACGAAAAGAGAACAGGGCAAUUAAUCUCCCUUUGUAUAGCAAGUGGGAGGCCUCUUUCGAUGACCUCACUCAUGCACUAGACAUCACGCAGGAAGAGAUCUUUUUCAUGGAAGCGAAGAGUACCUUUGUCCAGAUAAUGCGCAGCUUGCCACAAAAUGCGCACGUCAUGCGGCGACCACUCCGACUUGACCGUAUUGCAGAAGCGGCUGGGACUCUCAAGAAUGACGCCGUUAUGGUCCGUAAGGGCAUCCGAUGCAUGGAACUACUAACCCAGUUAUCAGAGAUGGGAGCCGUUGAUCGAGGGGAUGACUAUGCCGUCCUUCGUGACGAGGUCGAGCAAGAGCUCGCUCACCUAGGCUCCCUUCGAGAGAAGGUCGUGGAGGAGACGGGCAAGCUAGAGGAUGUUUACAAGACCAUCCGAGAUCACAACGCUUACCUGCUAUCACAACUUGACACGUACAAGAACUACCUUCAUAAUGUUCGAAGUCAGUCAGAAGGAACACGAAGGGGUAAGGCUGAGAAAGUCCGUGAGCUUGGGCCGUACAAGUUCACGCACGCACAACUAGAGAAAGACGGCGUGAUUACGAGAAGUAAUGUUCCUGAGAAUCGAAGAGGAAAUAUAUUCUUCAUGUUCCGGAGCCCACUGGCAGGCACGUUUGUUAUCAGCUUGCACUACAAAGGGCGUGCCCGUGGUCUGUUGGAGUUGGAUCUCAAACUCGAUGAUUUACUUGAGAUGCAGAAAGAUGGACAAGAUGAUCUUGAUCUCGAAUAUGUCCAAUUUGAUGUUUCAAAAGUGCUGGCGCUGCUCAACAAACGAUUUGCGAGGAAGAAGUAA